Molecule: messenger RNA, 1192 nt
Organism: Megachile rotundata (alfalfa leafcutting bee)
Lineage: Eukaryota; Metazoa; Arthropoda; Insecta; Hymenoptera; Megachilidae
Gene: Gclm
Product: Glutamate-cysteine ligase modifier subunit
Biological process (GO): glutathione biosynthetic process
Cellular component (GO): glutamate-cysteine ligase complex
Molecular function (GO): glutamate-cysteine ligase catalytic subunit binding; enzyme regulator activity
Source: RefSeq, a predicted model, not a curated record
UAUGCUUGUACAAAACGUUCAAAAAAUGAAUUUUUAUAAUUUUACGUAAAGAAAUAUAUUGAAUCAUAUUGUGUAUGAUUACGCAAUGCAUGUAUGAUAUCAAGAAAUCGAUGAUGCAGUCAUAUUCACGCAAUUGUCAAUAUUUUUCUGCAAGUUACCAUGAAAUAUUUUAUGCUUAUCAGGCCUGAGUACAUACCAAAUAAUGUGAUCAAAGUAUGACACUUUUGAGAAAAGAAGAUUUUAUGUUUUAAACGUAAAUGCUUUCCUGAUGAAAUGUACUUCAUAUUAUCUAUCGACAAAAUUGCCUAGUCAGAGAGGAGUCGUCUACGAUUCAUUCAUCAUAAGUAUUUAAUCACUCGACUACGAUCUAUGUUAUCAGUUUUCCAAGCGCUAUUUAUUAGCCACCUUUUACGUGCCGUUUAAUAUUUUUUUUCUAUAUUUUUGCAUACUAUGUCACAAAACGUAUUAGUACGUACUGGAAAUAUACUUUCCUUAAAUGAGGCGAAAACAAAAGCAAGUCAAAAUCCCACGGAUGAGUUAAUAGAAACAUUGAAGAUUGUACUACGGGAUAAUAAAAGUAGUGGUGAAAAUCCAGUGGUUAUUCAAGGAGUAGAAGACAAUGCUUUAAAGGAUAUUAAUAGAGAAGAUGUUAAAAUAACGGUGAAGGUAUUUAUGUCCUCGCCUGAUGUAAACUUACUAAAAGAAGCCAUAGAUCAAGUUUGCAACGCUCUAAAUAUAAGUGCAAUUGAGUCCUUGGUAAUUGCAUAUUCAGAUAAAGAUAGUCCUGAAGCAUUAUUGACAUCUUUGAAACAUUUGUGGACUGGAGUAGAAGAGUAUAUUAAAAUUGGCAAAUUAUCAAGUGUUGGUUUAAGUGAUAUCGGUACAAAUGAAUUUAUUGAACUAUUUCAAUGGGCAACUGUAAAACCAAAUAUUGUACAAAUUAGUUUAGCUACGUGUUGUGUUGUACCACCAGCUUUACAGGCAUUCACUAAAGAAAAUGAUGUGCAGUUAUUAACACACAAUGAUCCUGGACAGAUUCUUCCACAAGAGGACCUAAAUGAAAUAUUCAAUACUAAUGCAAGCUUGUAUUGGGUUACAAGAUAUCAAAUACAUUUAAAGUGUCGUGGUAUCCUAUCCUCAAAGGGUUACUUAGUGUAUGUUAAUAAAACAUUGACUUAAUGUUGGAUUUUGA